This is a messenger RNA of Gryllus bimaculatus (two-spotted cricket), 2018 nucleotides long. Lineage: Eukaryota; Metazoa; Arthropoda; Insecta; Orthoptera; Gryllidae. The record is from the annotation of a GenBank genome assembly.
GACACCGCACUCCAACUGAGCGCUGGUGGAGUGCAGUACGUCAGAGGUGGGGGCGUCCGCAGCGACCGACGCGUCACUCGGUCCACACAGCUGGCUGCCACGCGCGCACGCGCUGAUAAGACGCGUGUAACCAGUGCGACAGACGCGCUGCGACGUGUUCGUGGCUGGCAAUUUCACCUCGCGUUAUCGGCUGUGUAAAACAAACGACUCGUUAAAGCACAACGGCCGCGAUCCUACUGGACGCCUGAGGAAGGUCGCUGGAAACUGGAUUGACAGCACGACCAUUCAAUUGAAGCGGCCGGUCUCACGGCAGGAUGUGCGGUAUGAAGCGUCCCCUUUAAGUGGUCCAGGAGAGGAGGGUGCGGAAACAACGGUUGCGGUAGUGGCUCCACUUCCGGUGUUCACGAGUUUCUCUACGUCCGGUACAUGGCCGCAAGUGAAAGUUGUGUAACGUGGAUGUUGAAAAUGUGCCUCUCACUUUCAAAAACAGAAGUGUUUUAUAUCUUUGCAAUGUAUGAAAAACGAAUCGUACCGAAAUGAAAUUAGUACACCGAAAUGUAGACAAGGAUGGCGAAGGGGUUAUCGCCCUUGUCCCUGAAGAACCAGAGGAUAUGUGGCAUGCAUAUAAUCUCAUUGCAGAAGGAGAUUGUGUACGUGCCUCAACAAUCAGAAAAGUCCAAAAUGAAUCGUCUACUGGUUCCUCUACGAGUAGCAGAAUUCGAACAACACUUACAAUCCGAGUGGAAGUCAUCGAUUUUGACACGCAGGCAUGCAUGUUACGUCUUAAAGGACGUAACAUAGAAGAAAACCAGUAUGUCAAAAUGGGAGCAUAUCAUACCCUUGAUCUGGAAGUGAAUCGAAAGUUCUCUCUUCAAAAACCUGAGUGGGACUCUGUUUCCCUUGAGAGAGUUGACACAGCAUGUGAUCCAACACAAAAUGCUGAUGUGGGUGCUGUUGUAAUGCAAGAAGGCCUUGCUCAUAUUUGUCUUAUUACUUCUAGUAUGACCCUGGUAAGGGCUAAAAUUGACCAGUGCAUUCCAAGGAAAAGAAAAGGCAAUGUUCAACAACAUGAAAAGGGUUUGUUGCGAUUUUUUGAAAAUGUAAUGCAAGGAAUCCUCCGUCAUGUGAAUUUUGAUAUUGUCAAGUGUAUAAUUAUUGCUAGCCCUGGAUUUGUGAAAGAUCAGUUUUAUGAAUAUAUGUUCCAACAAGCUGUUAAGACUGAUAAUAAGAUAUUACUUGAAAAUAAGGGGAAGUUUAUGUUGGUGCAUGCAUCAAGUGGAUUCAAACAUUCUUUAAAAGAGGUUUUAAUGGAUCCUGCAGUCAUAUCUAAAAUUGCUGACACCAAGGCGUCAGGUGAAGUACGAGCUUUAGAAUCCUUCUAUACAAUGUUGCAAACAGAACCUGCUAAAGCUUUCUAUGGCAUCAAGCAUGUUGAAAGAGCAACUGAGGCCCAAGCGAUAGAAACCUUAAUGAUUUCUGACAACCUGUUUCGAGUACAAGACGUUAAGCAGAGGAAGAGGUACGUGACACUAGUUGACAGUGUUAGAGAAUUUGGAGGUGAUGUGAAGAUAUUUUCCAGCCUUCAUGUUUCUGGAGAACAAUUGGACCAGUUAACUGGAAUUGCAGCCUUGCUUCGCUUUCCAAUGCCGGAACUAGAGGACGAAGAUGAAGAAAGUGAUGAAGAGAAAUGACAAUUGCAACUUCCAGGAGUGUUGAUAUUUUAUCCAUAAUUCUUGGGUUAGGUGUUCCUUAUUUAUGGAAUUCGGCCAUUGUUGCUUGUUAUGUUAUUGGCUGGAACAAUUAACAUGACUGUUUCAUCCAUGUGCUAUUUAUUUUUACUCGAGUGGCUUUUGUUUCAUGGAUAAAACUGUUUAUUUUAUUUUGAUUUGUAUAAUCUAUACACUGUAAAAUGAAGUGUACAGUUGUAAAAUAUACAAGGAAGCAUACCUAAUGAGCUAGUGUUUGAGUUGCUUGGUUCCCCUCCUAAUGACUCCACGAGGUCAGCAGAUAAGAAUGUG